Molecule: messenger RNA, 954 nt
Organism: Sclerotinia sclerotiorum 1980 UF-70
Lineage: Eukaryota; Fungi; Ascomycota; Leotiomycetes; Helotiales; Sclerotiniaceae
Exons: 2
Coding region: 1-954 (317 amino acids)
Source: RefSeq, a predicted model, not a curated record
AUGUCUUUCGACUUGAACGGCUCCGAUUCAUCACAACAUCAUGACGAUGGUUAUAAUCAGGGCUAUAACAACUAUACAACAGCAUCACACAAUCUUGAAAGAAGCUUGUCAAGUCAUAGCAAUUCUAUGAAAGCGACACCAUCCAGUCUUGGUUGGGCCCCCGAAAGUGAACUCCUAAGGCUCUACAAAUUCAUUGUACCCAAGGGAAAAGAGCCAUAUCUAGAAUUACUUCAGGGAUAUCAAAUUUGUUUCAAUGUGCCACAGAGGGUGUAUCUUGAUCCACCUAGUAAUCCUGAAAAAGGAGUUUAUCCCUGCCAAUUCCCAAGCGGCUGCCCAGGAAAACAAUUCCGUAGACCUGCGGAUUUAGAACGUCAUUACAGACACGUACACGCGGACGCAGAUCAAAAGGGGAGUUUUCCAUGCGAUUACAAACCAUGUACUCGAUCCAAGGGCCCCUUUACACGAAAAGAUCAUUACAGAGAUCACCUCAAAGAUUUCCACAAAGAAGACAUUGGGACGGCUAAACAGCCCAAAAAUGCAAAAGAUCCAAAGGCAAUACAAGCUCUUCAACAAACCUGGCUCGAGGAACGUCAAAUUGAUCCUAGAUGGUGGAGAUGUAGACGUUGUCUUCAGAGAGUAUAUGUGGAUACUCAUAGUUAUAAGUGCAUAACAUGUAAUGAAGAAUGCGCUCAAGAAAGAAUCGAAGCUCGGGAACAAAAGAAACAUGGUAUGGGAAAGGAGAGGAUGUCAUUUUCAGAAAAGAAUUUGCCUAUGACUUAUGCGGCGCAGUGUACAAGUUGUAAUGGGAGUAUGUGGAUUACGGAUAGUGAUAGUGUAUUCGCAGAGGGAAAUUCGGUGCCCUGUCCGAUUUGUUUGCCUAGUGGAGAAAUUGUUUAUGAAGACGCGGAAUGGGAUGGGGAUAGAUUUGGUACGAGUUAUGAAGCUGGGUAUUAG